AUGCUGUGCGACGCCGAAGAUGAAGACGAGAGAGCGGAGCAGCUCUGCUUGGCUCUCGACGGCGCGAUGGCGGAGUCCCUCGUCACGCUGCUGGAGGUGCCCGUGUCGUCGAGGGCUCUGGCAUCCGGCGACCUUGCUAAGUCCGUCUCCACCCUGGGGCAGCACGAGUCAUCCCGGAUCCGCAGCCUCACGCGCGACGUUGUGCGCGGGUGGCGGUCAGCCGUUGACAGCGAACUGGACAGCGCCAAAGCAGCUAUGGAGGCCCUUAACAACCUGUCUCGUCUGAUGCCGCCCGAGAAAGAGAGACUCGCCUUCGUCGUCAACACCAAUGUGCACGUCGCAACGGCAAAGACGAGACGCGAAUCAAAGACACACCCGACAAAUUUCCAUCCAAGAGGACUCCCGUCACCACCGGCAAAGACGAGACGCAAACCAAAGACACGCCGGCUAAAUUUCCAUCCAAGAGGACUGCCGUCACCACCGGCAAAGACGAGACGCAAAUCAAAGACACGUCGGCCAAAUUUCCAUCCAAGAGGACUCCCGUCGCUGGCAGCAGUUGUAGUGAAUCCGACAAGAUGUUGGCUACUAAGCGUAAGCUCCGAGAGGGCUACCAGGAGGCCGAGAAUGCCAAGAGCCAGCGCAAGAUCCGCGUCAUCGAGGACCCCAAGAUGUUAG
This is a messenger RNA of Miscanthus lutarioriparius, 675 nucleotides long. NCBI's taxonomy places the organism in Eukaryota, Viridiplantae, Streptophyta, Magnoliopsida, Poales, Poaceae. The record is from the annotation of a GenBank genome assembly.